GUAACAGAAAUUAAAUUGACUUCACAUAUCCAUAAAUUGAAUCAAAUCAAUCACAGAUAGAUAGAGGAGAAUCGUGAGAUGGGUUGCUUCGCUUGUUUCGAUGGCGGAAGCAAGCAGCGUCGACGCGAAGAGGAUCGUUUAGCCUCCGAAGAAGCCCGCGCCAAAGCCGCCGAAGCUGCCCAGAAAAGGCAAGAGCAAUUUGAGCAAUCAGCAGCAGGAAGAGCUGCAAAAGCGCAGAUAGCGGCUGCUGCAAAACAAAACGCAAACACUAACAAAGGCGAACCAGUUCUUAAGUGGCAAAUGGGAUGAGGUUACACUUCAUCGAUAGACCUUCAACUGUACUAAAUUUAUGAAGUUUGGCAAAGUUAAUCCAUCUAUGAAUGUGGAGUAGACAUCUUUUUAUUCUUAAAAUUGCAAGUCUCUGUAUAGGAAGUGUGGAUAAGCCUAAUAAUUUCUCUUUGUAUUAUGUUAACUUAUUGCUCUGUAACUUUUGUUAUUGUUAUAUAAUAUGAUGAUUCUCACUUUUCUUGAA
Molecule: messenger RNA, 532 nt
Organism: Salvia hispanica
Lineage: Eukaryota; Viridiplantae; Streptophyta; Magnoliopsida; Lamiales; Lamiaceae
Source: RefSeq, a predicted model, not a curated record